AUGAAUGACCCAUCAGAGGUCCUAGUUCAUGCACAUGCAGAGCCUGAUGAAAUGCUGGACCACUUCACACUCACUUUAGAAUUAUGGUGCAAAAAAUCAGGAAUAUCUCAUCAACACUACAAGACACUGCAGAAAGUCUUACAGAUUCCCAAAGAUAUUAGUGUACUGAGAUCUCUACCAUUAGGGCUGAGCACAUUAAAGAAGAAAUGCAGAGCUCAAUUCUUUAUACUUUUCAUUCAACAGGCAUUCAUACCAGCUGUUCCAUUGAAAAUGCCAACUCUUUCACCUGCCAAGAAGCAACUAAUACAGACAUUUCUUACAUCUAAUUUAUUCUUUCAGGAUCCUGUGGCUCUUUUGUCAUUACUGGCAAGGUCUCCUGUAUUUCACAAGAAGAUACAUAUUGAUGUUCAUCAAAUGACUUUGUAUGGUAUCCUGACAGGACACCAGUCUUUCCUUCCAAUUUUGUUCAUUUCAGGUGCAACAAUGCUGCAUAACCAGAGACUGGCCUGCACAAAAUCCAGUGAAAUUAUUCUUAUUGUCCAGUACACUAUUACUGCCAACAGCUUUAAUAAAAGAAUUCAUUUACUGAGACCUUCACUUUGCCUGAACAAGCUGCUCUUACUGAAAGACCAGGAAACUCACAUUAUACAUGAAGACAACAUUCUAGUCCAACUGGAUGUCUAUCUUGACUACAUUUUUGACAGAUCAGGUAGCUACAAACUCUCAGAAACAAAUAGGUUCUUUGUACACACUCCACUCCAGAGUGAACUAGAAAUUGUGGCAUACAGGAGAGAUAUGCUAAUCAAGAUGCUCUGUCCAGACAAUACUAUCAAGAGAACUAUAUCCAUUCCCUUCCUGCUGUUCAUUGACAGAUUCAGUCUAUAUCAGAACAUGUACCAAAAUAUAACUGGCUUCUAUAUAAUUUCUGCAGGACUUAAUGAUUUCAAAAGAAGACAACAAAAUAAUAUAUAUAUAAUUGCUCUCAGGUCUCAUGCUACAAAUUUUUUCAAUGUUGUGGAGGCAUUGACUUCCAGUUUACAAGCAGUUGAAAGAGGAUUUGACAUUGUGAUAACUGGUGAAGGAACUGUCAGAGUCAUUGCUUCUUGUAUUGCUUAUCUUGAUGACAUACUACAGCAAAAUGACAAUGCUGGAAUCAAACACUCUACUGCAAUAGUCUUCUGUCAGAGCUGUACUGUCUCCAAUGUGGAGAGGUUCAAUAUGAAUUUCAACUUGAUGAAACACAGCCAAUAUCAUUACCAGCUACUCAAUUUGUGGGCCAAAAUUGAGGUGAAGUGGACUGUUCAUGAUGAAUUUUUGGGCCUGUUCAAAAUUGCGCAUACAUUAUUGAUAUCACAUAUAUUGAUAUCUGAGGGGCAGAAGGAAUACUGCCAAAUUUUACAAAGAUUUCUAUUUUGA
Messenger RNA from Coccidioides immitis RS, 1416 nucleotides. RefSeq lists its product as uncharacterized. Lineage: Eukaryota; Fungi; Ascomycota; Eurotiomycetes; Onygenales; Onygenaceae. The record is from RefSeq and is a predicted model, not a curated record. The coding region runs from base 1 to 1416 and encodes 471 amino acids. The transcript has 5 exons.